AUGGCGUUGACUAUUUUCACCAAAGCUAUCGCUCUCUACCUCGGUUGUCUUGUCGCAUUACUUCUGCGAUACAGCAUCCACCUUUUCACUGCUCGCCGGUCAUUGAGACAUGUCCCUGGUCCUCGAUCAUCGUCGUUGUUCUGGGGCGAGGAAUGGCUCCUAUACCACGCCCUGCCAGGCUCGCACUAUGUUCGAUGGCACCAGCGUUUCGGAAAAAUUGUCAAAUUUACCGGAGCCUUCGGGCAUCAAGUUCUUUCCAUAACCGACCCCCGCGCUAUAUCGUACAUACUUGGAGAAGGGAUCUACAACUUCCCCAAACCCAAUGGAGUUCGGGAGUGGUUCAAGGCGACCCUCGGGGAAGGCAUCCUCUGGGUGGAAGGGAAAGAUGCACAUGAAAAGCAGAAGCGAUCACUUGCACCGGCUCUCAGUCAGCAGUCAGUCAGGAUCAUGGCUCCGAUAUUCUACGAAACUUCCGCUAAGCUCGCCGGUCAAUGGUCCAAACUUUUCGAUCAAAGCACCAGCGAGGACGUUGAGAUUGAGAUGACGAACUGGGCCGGCCGUUUCGCCCUUGACACCGUUGGGCGCGCCGCGUUCUCCUAUGAUUUUGGGUGCCUUUCCGGUGAACCGCAUGCCCUCGCAGAAGCUCUGGAUGGCCUCACCAACAAUGAGAACAAGCUGUCGUCCUUCUACAUGCGAGCUCUCUUUUGGAUUUUCCCGUCCAUUUUGUCUGUCGGGACCAAAGGCGAAAUGAUCCGAAAAACGAAGCAAGAACUAGGUUCCAUUGCCUCGAAGAUGUGGAAGGACGCCAAGGUUGUCGGUGCUGAUGGAAGGAACAUACUUGCUGUCAUGUUGGAAGUUAAUUCUACUGAUGGGACAAUGUUUGGAGAAGAGUAUAUCGUUUCGCAGAUGCGAACGGUCAUUUCCGCAGGAUACGAACCCGUAUCCGCCCUUAUCGCGUGGAUUCUGUAUGAACUCGCGUCAAAUGAGCGUCUUCAACAAGAACUUCGAGAAGAGAUAUGGACCGCGGGAGAUGCAUCAUUUGACGAACUGAAUACGAAGUACCCCCUCCUUGACGCUGUUUUCAAAGAGACGCUGCGAAUGCAUCCACCAAUCUUAGAAAAUCACCACGAGGCAGCCGAGACCAUCGCGGUGCCCUUAUCUGAGCCCCUUCCGGGAACUUCAGAAUGUUAUCUCAUCAUACCAAAAGGAACUAUUCUGGAGAUUCCCGUGAACGUCGUCCAGACCGAUCCAACAAUAUGGGGAUCUGACGCGGAACAUUUCCGCCCCGAACGUUGGCUGGAGCGUAAAAGAGAAGGUAUCAGACAUGGGCGAGAAAUUUUUGCUUUCAGUGAGGGCCCUCGCUCGUGUAUCGGGAAGGCAUUCGCGAUGUGUGAGAUUAAGGAAAGUUUGAUGCCCUCGUUCGGUUCUGAUGGUCACGCUGCUUCGCCAAUUUUCGUUUACCUGUUCCUACGAGAUCGAACCUUUCCAGAGCUUCGUCAUUCGUCCUCGUAUUAA
Desarmillaria tabescens is the source of this 1515-nucleotide messenger RNA. RefSeq names its product cytochrome P450. The coding region runs from base 1 to 1515 and encodes 504 amino acids. The transcript has 10 exons. Lineage: Eukaryota; Fungi; Basidiomycota; Agaricomycetes; Agaricales; Physalacriaceae. The record is from RefSeq and is a predicted model, not a curated record. Gene Ontology annotation, molecular function: iron ion binding; heme binding; monooxygenase activity.